Molecule: messenger RNA, 5293 nt
Organism: Condylura cristata (star-nosed mole)
Lineage: Eukaryota; Metazoa; Chordata; Mammalia; Eulipotyphla; Talpidae
Gene: MALT1
Product: MALT1 paracaspase
Exons: 16
Coding region: 70-2253 (727 amino acids)
Biological process (GO): proteolysis
Molecular function (GO): cysteine-type endopeptidase activity
Source: RefSeq, a predicted model, not a curated record
GACCUGGAGCAGUGUUCUCUUAAGGUCUUGGAGCCUGAAGGGAGCCCAAGCUUAUGUUUGCUGAAGCUAAUGGGUGAAAAAGGGUGUACAGUCACGGAACUCAGUGACUUCCUGGUCGCCAUGGAGUACACUGAAGCUCUUCAGCUUCUCAGCCGCCCAGGAAUAAAGAUCACUGUAAACCCAGAGUCAAAGGCAGUCUUGGCUGGAUGGCUCGUGAAGUUAUGUUGCCGGGCAACUGGACACCCUUUUGUACAAUACCAGUGGUUCAAAAUGAAUAAAGAGAUUCCAAACGGAAAUGCCUCAGAACUUGUUUUCAACACAGUGCAUGUGAAAGAUGCGGGCUUUUACGUCUGUCGCGUUAAUAAUAAUUUCACCUUUGAAUUCAGCCAGUGGUCACAGCUGGAUGUUUGUGAUGUCGCAGAAGUAACAGGAAAUUUCCAGGAAAGUCUGGAUGGUAUCUCCGAAAGCAAGCUGCAGAUCUGUGUUGAACCGAGAUCGCAGAAGCUGACGCCUGGCAGCACAUUGAACCUGUUUUGUUUCGCUGUGGGAAGCCCCAUUCCUCACUACCAGUGGUUCAAAAAUGAAGCGCCAUUAACACAUGAGACCAAAAAAAACUACACGGUGCCUUACGUGGGUCUGGAUCAUCAGGGGACCUACUGGUGCCGUGUGUAUAAUGACCGAGACAGCCAGGACAGCAGGAAGGUAGAGGUCAUCAUAGGAAGAACAGAUGAGGCAGUGGAGUGUACUGAAGAUGAACUACAUAACCUUGGACAUCCUGAAAAUAAAGAGCAAGCAGCUAACCAGCCUUUAGCAAAGGACAAGGUUGCUCUUCUGAUAGGAAAUAUGAAUUACUGGGAUCACCCCAAACUAAAAGCGCCUUUGGUGGAUGUGUAUGAACUGACCAACUUGCUAAGGCAGCUCGAUUUCAAGGUCGUGUCGCUGCUGGACCUCACCGAACGUGAGAUGCGGAAUGCAGUGAAUGAAUUUUUACUACUUCUAGACAAAGGAGUAUAUGGAUUAUUAUAUUACGCAGGACACGGUUAUGAAAACUUUGGAAACAGUUUCAUGGUCCCUAUCGAUGCCCCAAAUCCAUAUAGGUCUGAAAAUUGUCUGUGUGUACAAAAUAUACUAAAAUCAAUGCAAGAAAAAGAAACUGGCCUCAAUGUGUUCCUGCUGGAUAUGUGUAGGAAAAGAAAUGACUACGACGACACCAUUCCGAUCUUGGAUGCGCUGAAAGUGACUGCCAAUAUUGUGUUUGGAUACGCCACAUGUCAAGGGGCAGAAGCUUUUGAAAUCCAGCAUUCUGGAUUGGCAAAUGGAAUCUUCAUGAAAUUUUUAAAAGAUAGAUUAUUAGAAGACAAGAAAAUUACUGUGUUACUGGAUGAAGUUGCAGAAGAUAUGGGUAAAUGUCACCUUACCAAAGGGAAACAAGCUCUAGAAAUUCGAAGUAGUUUAUCUGAAAAGAGAGCACUUACAGAUCCAAUACAGGGCAUGGCUUAUUCUGCGGAGUCUCUGGUGCGAAAUCUCCAGUGGGCGAAGGCACAUGAACUUCCAGAAAGUAUGUGUCUUAAGUUUCAGUGUGGUGUGCAGAUUCAAUUAGGAUUUGCAGCUGAAUUUUCCAAUGUCAUGAUAAUCUACACAAGUAUAGUCCAGAAGCCCCCCGAUAUAGUGAUGUGUGAUGCUUACGUCACCGAUUUUCCACUUGACCUGGAUAUUGACCCAAAAGAUGCCAAUAAAGGGACACCUGAAGAAACCGGCAGCUAUUUAGUGUCAAAGGACCUUCCCAAGCAUUGUCUCUACACUAGACUCAGCUCAUUGCAAAAAUUAAAGGAACACCUAGUCUUCACGGUGUGCCUGUCCUACCAGUACUCGGGGCUGGAAGACACCGUCGAGGAGAAGCAGGAGGUGAACGUCGGGAAGCCGCUCAUCGCCAAGCUGGACAUUCACCGCAGCCCGGGGAGGAAAACCUGCUUUCCGACGUGCGUCGCGGGCACAGACCCCUACCCCAGCGCCGGCCCCGCCAGACACUACCGCUCGGCCCCAGACUCCUUCCGGGGCGCCUACCACUCCCACCUGGGCACCCCGAGCACCUCCGUGCCCGACGACUGUCGCUGCAGCCGCAGGGCCGGCGCCUUCCUCGCCGCUCAUCGCGCCCACUACUCGUGCCAGCUCGGCGGCGGAAACGUGCCCGAGGAGACAACGGACGAGAUGCCCUUCGCCUUCUCCAACGGGCUCGGGCUUCCUGAGAAGUGACCUUGGCUUUGACAGUGACACCUUAGUCGGGGCCCCCGACGGCCGUGCUCCUAGAACGUGAGGAACUGUAAAAAGUGAACAUGUCAUAUGUAGAGAGAGAAUCAGCUGGGCCGUUUCAUAGCAAGCUCAGGACCCUGCGAGCCCGGAGGUGUGUGACUGAACUGCAGAAGUCUUCUUCCUCUCCCCAAGGUGCUGUGACUCACCCUCUUCUGUCAGGAAGGGCGGUGUGCCCCUGUCUUGAUGGACCUGAUGAAAUGUGGUCAUGUUUUCACUUGACCACCCCGAGCAUCAUGGGAAGGCAUUCUUGGAGAGGUCUCUGUCUUUAGAACCGGAAAAAGCAGCUCUGUGGUCACCACGCUUACCCUCAUUUCCCUCCAUGAGAGAAACGGCCGAGCCUUCUUUAGGUCAGUGCUGGCAUCCGAACUGGACUCUGGGUUUCAGCACCGGCACCUUUUCCACUACACGUGGCCUCCCUUGCAGGCUUUAUUUUUGUAGAUAGAUUUAAUGGUGUGUAAGUACACAUGUGAGUGUGUGACCUGAAACUGUACAGGCUUCAGUUGUGAUUAUAGGAUAUUGCAGCAAAACUCGGUAAGAGAUAUGUAUAUAGAUCUUAUAGAACAGGCUGGAAUUUAUCGUUCUCGAGGUCACAAAAGGACAUUGGGGGAGACGGUCAUUGUUCUGCUGAAGCUGGACAGCAGCCGUCACUGAGCCUUCGUCGACUUUGAACCUUUUCUUGCAAACACUGAAUGUGUCUUCUUUGAUAAUCAGUAUUAUUUUACUGAACCUCACUGGCCUAAGGAGAAGACCUCAUCACCACCUUUUGUUGCACCAAAAUAAGUUAAAAGAGCACCUGGCAAUCAUCUAGGAUAAAUGGGGUUCAUUUUAAAACAUAACAUCCCACAAAAAAAAUCCUAGUCCCAGGCGGCUCACCGCUGCAUUCUGACAACCACUGUUAGCACCAACCCUCCAUGCAGAAGAGGUGAGUGCAUGUCCCAGCACACUUCAUUAUUAGGCCAGUACCAACCUGAUACAAAGCCAGACGAGAUCACGAGGAAACCGGAGGCCAGUAUGCAUAUGGCUACAGACAGAGAAAUCGUCAUCAGGAUUCUGGCAGGCGGACCCGAGCCACCAAAAACAAGGGCCUCGCCACAGUGCUGAUGCUCUUUAGAGCGCUGGUGCUAAGUGCCAGCCCCCGGCCUGGCUCUGGAGAGUAUCCGUGUGUGCGUGUGCACGUUUGUUCCCUGAGCCUGCGAAAUCCCUCUCACUCUCUGCAGUAACGCUCGCCUCGGGCUCGCUGCCUGAGCGCCUGCUGGUGGAAAGUGGCCCCCAUGGACGCGCUCAAGGCCGGGCUGCCACUGUUUGUAAAAUACUAAUUAUCUGCGAAGCACAAGAAAGCAAAGCUCCAGGAAGCAAGGCAAGUCCUUGUGCAAAACUCAGAAAGAUCACGAUCUUAAAUCCCAAAAGCAGCUUACCCAAAAGGCAGGUUCUGAUUAUUUUAUAAGAGGAAAAUGAGGUUCAGAGGUACUAAAUGACCUCCCUGAGGAAGUCCCACUAGUAGGUACAGAAGUGGGGCUCAGACCUGUCUAGCUGGCCCCGAAACCAAGAUACGUGCCCACUCAGCCCCACCUGCCUCAUCCUCCCUGGGCACUCUUUGUGAGCGGCAGGAAGAAAGCAAGCAGCAAGCAGCAACUCCUGUGUGACCGUAAGGUGUGCGCGCCUCAGGGCCGGGACUUUGGUCAGUCUGCACGUGUCCAUAGAUGAGCAUAAAAAUCCUCAGCUAUUUUAUUAAGUUGAGGAUAAAUUUUGCAGGUAGAUUGGCAAAUUCAUACAUAACUAUGAAUAAUAAACAAUUGAACCAUUUCAAAAAGGGCAAAAUUAUGACAGUUGUCUUCAUGGAAGAAAAAGUAUUUGGUAAAAUUCACCCACUCAAGAUUAAAAUGCCAAACUAGAAGUAGAUAGGCACGUGAUAAUGGACAGCCACAGGAAGCCACGGGGGACCUCCCACGUGGGGCAGCAGGCCGCAGAAGGCAUACCCCGCAAUCGGGAACAGCACCCGGAUGCUGUCUGCUCUCCCCUCUCCUAUGCACUGUGCUUGAGGUGUUAGCUAGGGCAGCAGGCAAGAGAAAGAAAAGCAAGGGUAUUGGGAAAAAAAGGUUAUGUGUUUUCACAGCGGACAUUUCCUGAGAAAUUCCUCUAAGACCGAAUGGCUAUAGCAACGCAUAUUCUGAAAUUGAGUUCAAAUUCCACUUGACAGUAGUAUGGAGAUGAACAAAGUAAAACUGAAACUUUAUUGAAAAAAAUUAAAGAAAACCUAACGGAAAGACAUCUGAUUUUGGAUUCCUGACUUCCAGGAGAGGGGAUAGUACAGUUAUGUUUCAAUCUACCAAACAUAGUAAUUGAUGAGGACAGCCUAGGAAAUGAAUACCAACAGGCAGCUCACAGGUGCACCAGCCCUCAGGUAAACUCCGCCCCAAGCUGCCUUGGGAAGGACAUUGAUUGGAAAAGGCAGAAGUGAUCAUGGGUUCGCCCUACUUUCUGUUGAGAAGGAUUUUGAUUUGACACGUCUCUUGCGCCCCCUCCUGGCCAAAAGCAGGAAGUGUCCCACUCCCAGAACUUUAUUUGAAAGCACAAAUAAAAUGGAACAGAGGGGAUCUCAAAACUUAAAACGGUGAUUUAAAAGAAAAAAAGCUAUCUCCCCCCCGAUCAAACUCUUAGAAAAGAAUGAAGACAGAAGUACCCCCCCAACAUCCUUGAGGUUCCCUCCCACUGUUCUCACCUCUGGUAACCUCAAGACAGUUAUCAAUGUUCACAAAUUUUUGUUUUACUUUGUCGUUUUAUUCGUUUCAUUUCUUUACAGUCCCCUGUAUACACAAAAACAUCCACUGUGUGUGUUUCUGGUGGGGAUGUAGGCUGGUCCAACCACUAUGGAAAGUGUUGUGAAGGACCCUCAAGUUAUUACAAAUGGAUCUACCGUAAGACACAGCAAUUCUACUCCUAGGAAUCUACCCAAAGGACAAAAAAAUAUUAAUUUGAAAGAAUA